Molecule: messenger RNA, 2550 nt
Organism: Helobdella robusta
Lineage: Eukaryota; Metazoa; Annelida; Clitellata; Rhynchobdellida; Glossiphoniidae
Exons: 8
Coding region: 416-2071 (551 amino acids)
Molecular function (GO): hydrolase activity, acting on carbon-nitrogen (but not peptide) bonds
Source: RefSeq, a predicted model, not a curated record
CGAAGAGGUCGUUAAACUUAAUCGUGUAAAUGUUAGAUACAAAAAUUGACAGCUUAGGAAUUGUCAUUUUAAUGGGAUAUGAUUGAACGAGUAAUAAGAAAAUUAACAAGUCAUGGUCGAUUGACUGUUCGAUUUGAUAAAUUCUGAAGUGAAAUGAUUCACAAACUUCAUCAAAAGCCUAUUGCAGAGCUGAGUACAUAGAUAGCCUUUAUCCUCUUCAUGAAUCUAAUCACAUUCAUUAUGCAACAGCGAGGUCGCAAAGAUCACUUGUUUGUGAUAAGAAUAAAUAAUUUUUUUAUAAAUGAUAGAGGUACUCUAAUUAACCUAGAAAGCAAUGUAUUAUAAAUUUAUAAAAGUAUCAGUAAACAGCACACAGACCUUUGCUCAGCUGUCUGGUUCUCAAUAUUGAAGCAAAAUGACCUCAAGAAAUGAUGCCAAAGUCGAUUUCCAUCUGGCCUACAAUGCCCAGAUAUAUUCAACACCUCCACAACGACAGUACAACACUUGGAUGGUCUUCAGUAAAGUGACAGGUUUCAUUGAAUCUGUUGGCUCUGUUGAUGCUCCAGUUGAUGAAUUCAAGGAUGAUCAGAAGACUGAUUAUCAAAAUAAGUUAAUUCUUCCUGGCUUCCAUGAUUCCCACCUCCAUCUGGAAUCUUAUGGUGAAUCGUUGCUCAAACUCAACCUUAAGAACUGCAAAAGUUUUGAUGAAUUCAAGAAGUUGAUAGCUGACUAUAGAUCAAAAAGCCCCGACCUGAAAUGGAUUGAAGGUUCAGGGUGGAACAAAAAUUACUUGGGCAGGUUUCCGACAGCUGAGGACAUUGAUGAGGUCUGCCCCGAUGUGCCUGUCAUUAUGUUGAGUAGUUGCAGGCAUGCUGCAGUUGUCAACCAGCUGGCCCUCAACAUUGCUGGAAUUGAUGAGAAUUCUUCAGAACCAGGAAUUGAUAAGUAUCCAUCCGGCCAUCCCAGUAAGCCCAACAAGCCAACCGGAUUACUCCUGGAAGUUCCCCUUCUUAUUCGCUUUCAAAAAAACUUGCCUCCAACUACCAGCCGGUCAAAAACAAGCGCCAUCAUGGCUGCUAUGUGUGAACUGCUGAAGAAUGGAACAACAAGUGCACACACGUGUGAGGAAAAUACCUGGACUGAAUUCUGUCAGCUUGCCGACGAAAACAAACUUCCAAUGAGGAUAUUCUACUCUGCCUUCAUCACUUCCAAGAAUCAUCCAACUAAUUUUCCAAACUUCCCAAAUGAAAAAAGAGGCUCUAUGUUGCAUUUUAACAAGGUGAAGUUUUUUGUCGAUGGGAGCUUGAGUGCCAGGACUGCUGCCCUGAGUCUACCGUACACUGAUUUCAAUCCAGAAGAUGGCGCUGGGAGUGGGGAUGGGCUGGGAGUUCUACUCUUUUCCGAGGAAGAACAGGAGAAGAUGAUGAAGGAGGUUGUCGGUGAAGGUCACAGAUUGGAGGUGCACGUCAUUGGAGAUAGGGCGGCUGAUGUGGUCCUCAAUAUUUUUGAUAGAAUUGAUCUAGAUCCUACUUCUAGGCCUAUCUUUGUUCAUUGUGAGAUUUUAAGAAAAGACUUGAUAGAGCGGAUGAAAGUAAAAGGUGUAAUAGCGAGUAUUCAGCCGCAGUUCGUCGUAACUGACACCUAUGCUAUUGAUUCGUAUCUUCCUGAGAAACUUUUUCAAUACGCUUACACCUGGAAAUCUAUUCUGGAUCACGGCAUAUGUGUAGCAGGCGGCUCGGACGCUCCCAUUGAAGAGCCACGUUCACUGAUGGGAAUGUUUGACGCCGUCUUCAGGACCAGCGAGAACAGGGAUCUCAAAAAUUCUUCUGUUUUCAAGCCAGAGGAAUGUUUGAGCAUUGAGCAGGCGGUUGAUAUAUACACGCAGGGAGGUGCGUUCACCGCUAUGAUGGAGGACAAGCUUGGGCAGUUGAAAGCGGGAUUUUACGCGGAUUUUGUCGUUCUCGAUAGGGACGUCAUUUCGAAUCCGGAUCAAUGUUUGGAUGCUGUUGUCCUGGAAACAUGGGUUGCUGGGAUCAGAAGAUGGUCAAUUGAUGAAGGAUUCAAUUUCUAAUUUAUUUAGAUUUUUCAUACGUGUGAUGGCACGAUUAUGAUAUUAAACUUGUAAAAUAUUCUCGAAUUUUUGCGACACAUAGACACCUUGAUGCAUUUUCAUCAACUGGCAUGGUAUGCCAAAUGAAAGGGGUAUAGUUUGUAUGUCAGGUAUUCACCGUUGAAUGUAGUGUCUAUAUACACUGAAUGUGUUUAUAGACACUUCUAUAUAGACCGUAUACGUGUGUGUCUCUGUCUAAUGCUCUUUGUUAAUGAACGCACUCGAUUUUAAAUCCGCUUUUCGUUAGAGCACUUACUUUUGUCUCUCAACGAAACAAUAUGCUGAGGCUAACGUAUUAUAAAUUGUUAGGAUCUUACUUGUGAUUAGUCCAAAAAUUUUUUUUAUCUUGUUUAAGUAUCCUGUUGUUUUUUCACAACUCAAGUUGUUGGACGACGUUAAGAUUUUGAAAUAAACAAAGCACUAGUGCAAAAUAAAUAAAC